Molecule: messenger RNA, 1377 nt
Organism: Adineta steineri
Lineage: Eukaryota; Metazoa; Rotifera; Eurotatoria; Adinetida; Adinetidae
Source: the annotation of a GenBank genome assembly
AUGUUAACACGAUUGCCUAUUCGUCGAUUCUCAAUUAAUAAUAAAAAAUCACGUUUAUAUCGUUGGCUUGAUAUUUAUGAAGAUUUUGUUGGUCUCAAAGAAGUAAAACAAGCACAAAGUGCUGUCAAUGAUGCUGAACGUUCAUUUAUUAAAACUCAAACCGAACGUCGAUCAUAUUCAAAUGAAUUACUAAAACUUCAAAAUGAUUUAGCUCGUAUAAGAAUUGAUAUGGAUAAAUUAUCACGUAGUGAUGAUGCUUAUUUUGAAUUAUUUAAAAGUGAACAUGAUUUAGUUAAAAAAGAAAAAUUAACUCAAUUAGAAUUAAAAAAACAAGAUGAAAUUGAACGACAAUUAUUUUCAUCAUUACAAUUAGCUUUACGUGAAAGUCAAGAAAAAGAAAAAAUGCGUAUUGAAAGAACAAAAUAUUGGUCAAUUAUUGGAUCCGUUGUUGGUGCGUUAGCUGGAAUGAUUGGUGCAACAUUAACAAAUCGUCAUCGUAUAAAAGAAUUUCAUAAUAUAACACAAGAAUCACAAAAACUUUAUGAAAAUUUAAUAGAUAAACAAGAAAUAUCAAUAGAUAAAUUAAAACAAGAAUUAACAAAUUUAUCUUCAAAUGAUUCCUAUGAAAAUAUUUUAUUAUUAAAUCAACAAAGUGAAGAACGUAUUCAAUCAAAAUUAAUUUAUCAUACUAAUUUUAUUAAUCGAGAUACAGGAAUUGUUAAACGAUUUUCAAAAGAUAAAGGUUUUGGUUUUAUUACACGAAAAACUGAUGGUACAGAUUUUUUUGUACAUUUUCAAUCGAUUGUUGGUACUGGUUUUAAAACACUUGAGGAAGGACAAGAAGUAGAAUUUAAAGAAUCUCAAGGAGUAAAAGGACGUGAAGCACGAGUUGAAGAAAAUUAUUUAGUUAUAAAUAAUAAUGUUGAUUAUUAUUCUAGUAAAAAUCGUGGUUUUGGUUUUAUUACAAGAAAAAGUGAUGGUGCAGAUUUUUUUGUACAUUCUCGAUCGAUUCAUCAACGAGAUUUAGAAAAUUUUCAUGAAGGAAUUGAAGUUGAUUUUUAUGAAAGUGAAAGUAAUCGUGGUGCUGAAGCCAAAGAUGUUCGUAUUAUUAAGAACACAAAUACUAAAGAUCAGAUAGUCAAUAAUGAAAUUUCAGAUACAAAUAAACAAGAAACAGGAAUUAUUCAUCGAUGGAAUAAAGAACGUGGUUUUGGUUUUGUUCGUCGAAUAGCAAAUGGAAAUGAUCUAUUUGUUCAUGCUAGAUCAUUAAAAGAUGGCCUUCGAGAAUUAGAAAUUGGCCAAGAAAUUCAAUUUCGAAUACAAACAACUGAAAAAGGUGAUGAAGCAUAUGAUGUAUAUUUAAUAAAAAAUCAAUAA